Vicia villosa (hairy vetch) is the source of this 1348-nucleotide messenger RNA. RefSeq lists its product as uncharacterized. Gene Ontology annotation, cellular component: cytoplasm. Lineage: Eukaryota; Viridiplantae; Streptophyta; Magnoliopsida; Fabales; Fabaceae. Gene Ontology annotation, molecular function: glutathione transferase activity. The record is from RefSeq and is a predicted model, not a curated record. The coding region runs from base 104 to 1180 and encodes 358 amino acids. The transcript has 6 exons.
GAUGGAAUUCUGAAUCUGUCCAAUAUACAGGUAGUGUUAAAUUUGUUUUUUCUAUCUUUGUUUCACAAUUGGAACUUUACUUUACUUGUAUUUUACAUAAAGCAUGUUCUGUCCAAAAUCACUGCUCCUCCCCAAAAGCUCCUUUCCACUCUCUUUGUUCUCCCACCGCUUCACCUGUAACUACAACAAGAAUAUCGUUGAAAUGGCGCGAUCUGCAUUGGAUGAGAUAUCCGACUCGGGAGCAUUCGCGAGAUCUGCUUCCACAUUCCGGCAAUUCGUUUCGAGGGAUCUUAAUUCCCAAUUUCCAGCUGAGUCAGGAAGAUAUCAUCUCUACAUAUCAUAUGCUUGUCCUUGGGCUUGCAGAUGCCUGGCUUAUUUGAAGAUCAAAGGACUUGACAAAGCCAUCAGUUUCUCGGCGGUUAAACCGAUAUGGGGAAGAACAAAAGAAUCUGAUGAACAUGUGGGAUGGGUUUUUCCUGAAUCAAAUACCGAGGUUCUUGGAGCUGAACCCGAUCCCUUGAAUGGAGCAAAGAGUGUUAGAGAGCUUUACGAAAUUGCAAGUACAAAUUACACCGGAAAAUUCACUGUUCCGGUUCUGUGGGAUAAGAAACUCAAGACAAUUGUUAACAACGAAAGCUCGGAGAUAAUCCGCAUGUUUAAUACUGAAUUCAACAAUAUCGCAGAGAAUCCCGCCCUGGACUUGUAUCCAUCUGAAUUGAGAGCCCAGAUUGAUGAAACGAAUGAGUGGACAUAUCAUGAUAUAAACAACGGUGUUUAUAAAUGUGGAUUUGCAAAGAAACAGGAGCCAUACAUCGAUGCUGUUAGCCGAUUAUACGAAGCUUUGGACAAAUGCGAGGAUAUACUAAGCAAGCAACGCUAUAUAUGUGGCAACAAGCUUACUGAAGCAGACAUUCGUUUGUUUGUCACACUCAUUCGAUUUGACGAGGUUUAUGUGGUUCAUUUUAAGUGUAACAAGAAGCUACUGCGGGAAUACCCGAAUAUCUUCAAUUAUACCAAAGACAUUUUCCAAGUUCCUGGCAUUAGUGGAACAGUGAACAUGGAACAUAUCAAGUUACAUUACUAUGGAAGUCAUCCUUCUAUCAAUCCAUUUGGAAUCAUUCCUGUCGGGCCAAAUAUCGAUUAUUCUGCUCCUCACGACAGAGAAAAGUUUUCUGCUUAGGUUGUUUGUUUGUCAAAUUUGUAAUAAGGGAUGUGAAACUUCAGUUUCUUUUAAGGGACUGUUUUGUUGAAAUGUUGCAGAAACUCUCAUCCUUUGAGGAAGGAAUAAAAUAGUGUGUGUAUACUUUAAUGUUAUAAUGUAUCUGUAAUUGGGCUUGCACUGAUACAA